AUGGCUCUGGACGAUGCGCGGAAGGAGCUGAUCUUGAAAACGCUGAUGGACCUGGGGGAGGCAGACUUCAAGUCCUUCCGGUUCUACACGCACCUGCCUGAAAGCGUACGUGAAAGUGGCGACCGAGUGGACAUUAGCAACGAGCUGGUGAAGAAGCACGGCGAGAAAGCUCCGGACGAGACCGUCAAGAUUCUGAAGAAGAUCGGUAACAACAAUUUGGCUGAGAUGCUGUGCAGCGAAAUGCUGGAAAUCAAAGUUGAUGAUCAGAUUGCCAGAUUGAAAGGGGAACUGCAACACAAGUUGCAGGUUUCAUACAACUUUGUUCCCGAGGGCAACACGGAGCACUGCAAGCAGGAGCAGCCUCUGGCGAACGUCUACACAGAGCUCGACGUCACCUACGGUGCCGACAUCGGCUCCGACGAGUGGCGCGAGGUCCUUCGGACGGAAACGUGCGCCGCGGCUAAGGCGCCUAUUCGGCCGUGCGACAUCUUCAAAAGCGCCGACGGGAGUCCGAGGCCGAUACGCACGCUGCUCACCGUCGGCUUAGCGGGAAUCGGGAAAACCUUCCUGGUGCAAAAGUUUGUGCGGGACUGGGCCGGCGGAAAUACCAACCAGGACGUGCACUUCAUAUUUCCCCUCACCUUCCACGAGUUGAACACGGACAAAGGGAAAAGCUUUACUUUGGCCCAGCUGAUCCGACGCUACGUCUGCGAGAGCCGGCACAUGAGCGAGGAGACGCUGAACAAUAUCUUUGCCGGGCUGCAGACGUCCGGGAACCGGGACUACUUAAGUAGCGGGAUCAAGAUCUUGUUUGUCCUGGACGGACUGGACGAGUGCAGCUUCAAAAUGGACUUGAAGAACGAGAUGAAAAUGGACAUCGACGUGACGAAGGCCUACCCGCUGGAGGUGCUCCUGGCCCAUCUCCUCAAGAGGAACCUGCUACCCUGCGCCCGGGUUUGGAUCACCACGCGGCCCGCGACAGUCAGCGAUAUCCCCUCCGACCUCAUCGACACCAGAAUAGAAGUGAGAGGAUUCAGCGAUUCCCAGAGGCUGGAGUACUUCAGGAAAAGGUUCCCGAAUGAGGAGCGUGUCAUUAAGCACAUCCAGAGGUCUCGCUACAUCUUCAUCAUGUGCCAGAUGCCCGCCUUCUGCUGGAUCACCGCCACAGUUCUUCAGGAUCACUUCAAAGACAAGGAGCUUCCCACAAUGCUGACCAACAUAUUCUCUGAGUUUUUGUCUUACCACCUGGUAAAGUCCAGAGAGAGACAGACUAUGGAGUCUAUCUAUUACGUGAAAAAUCUAGCAAAGCUGGCCUUUCGGCACACGAUGAAAAAAAAUCAGCUCUUUUACGAGGAAGACCUGGUGGACAGCGGCUUCGAUUACGGCCAAGCCGCAAAACACUGCGGUUUGUUCACCGAGGUGUUUAGGGAGGUAGGUCCACUAAGGAGAAUCCAACAGGGCAAGAUGUUUCAAUUCCUCCAUGUGACCAUCCAGGAGUAUCUGGCCGCAAUGUACGUGAUGAUGAGCCUCUUCCAUGACAACAAGAACGUACUGGCCGAUUCAGAAAGGUCACUGAAAGGUCUUUUCAUGCCUUUUAAGCAGAUGACAAUCACGGAGGUCCACCAGUCAGCUCUCCAGAAAGCCUCCCAGAGUGACGGAAACCUAGACCUAUUCCUUCGAUUCCUCUUUGGCCUUUCCUUGCCGUGCGAUCAGGAACUAGUCAGGAAACUGCUAAAGGCUCCUGCGGACUGUGGGCAAAGCAUCUCAGACACGGUCAAGUGGAUCAAGACGAAAAUAGAAUGGAACACUCCAGAGAAGAACAUCAACUUGUUCUACUGCCUAAAUGAGAUGAAGGACGACUCCUUGUUGAAGCAGAUCCAGCAGGACCUACGUUCGGGAUGUGGGUCCUGGUGCGACAUGACAAAUGACAUGUGGUCAGGCCUGGCCUUCUCUUUGGUGAACGACGAUGAAACAAUGAAUUCCUUUGACCUAAAGAAGUACUCCUCAUCGGCGUUGGGGCUCGAGAUGCUGCUCUCGGUGGUCAAGGCUUCUCAAAAGUCAUUGCUUGACAAAUGUAACCUGGACAAACACAGCUGUCGUCUGCUGGCCUCCAUUCUCAGUUCACCAUCCAACCUAAGGCAUCUGGACCUGAGCCUGAACAAUCUCUCGGACGAGGGGAUCGAGAUCCUCUCGGAGGGACUGGCCAGCCAACACUGCCUUUUACAAGUCCUCGAUCUGUCAAGAUGCAAGAUCACAAAGCGAGGAUGUGUCUCAUUGGCAAAGGCUCUCAGGUCAAACCCCUCCCAUCUUCAGGAGCUGGAUCUUAACUACAACAAUCUGUCGGACGAGGGGGUCAAGAGUCUCUCAGAAGGACUGGCAAGCCCCGGCUGCAUCUUAAAAGUCCUCAGGCUGGAACGCUGCAAAAUCACAAAGCGAGGAUGCGUUUCAUUGGCCGAGACUCUCAAGUUAAAACCCUCCCAUCUUCAAAAGCUGGACCUGAGCUGCAAUGACCUUUGGGACGAGGGGGUCGAGGUUCUCUCGAAAGGGCUGGCCAGCCAACAAUGUAUCUUACAAGUCCUUGAACUGGAACGCUGCAAGAUGACGAAACAAGGAUGCGUUUCAUUAGCCGAGGCUCUCAAGUUAAACCCCGCCAAUCUUCAAGAACUGGCCCUGAACUUCAACGAUCUGUCGGACGAGGGGGUCGAGGUCCUCUCGACAGUGCUGGCCAUCCCAGACUGCACCUUAAAAGUUCUCGAGCUGGAACGCUGUAAGAUCACCAAACAAGGAUGCGUUUCAUUGGCCGAGGUUCUCAAUUUAAACCCCUCCCAUCUUCAAGAGUUGGCCUUGAACUUCAACGAUCUAUCUGACGAAGGGGUUGAGAUUCUCUCAAAUGGACUGUCUAGCCCAGGCUGCAUCUUAAAAGUGCUCGAGCUGUCAUGCUGCAAGAUCACAAAAGUGGGAUGUGUUCCAUUGACCAAGGCUCUGAAAUUAAACCCCUCCCAUUUCCAAGAGCUGGACUUGAGCGGCAAUGACCUGUCGGACGAGGGUGUCGAGAUCCUCUCCGAGGGACUGGCCAGCCCAGAUUGCAACUUAAAAGUCCUCGAGCUGUUCUACUGCAAGAUCACAAAGCGAGGAUGCGUUUCAUUGGCUGAUGCACUCAAAUUAAAAAAUACCCAUCUUGAAGAGUUGAAGCUCAGCGGAAAUGACCUGUCAGACGAGGGGGUUGAGAACAUCUUGAAAGUACUGGACAGCCCAAACUGCAUGUUAAAAGUCCUUGAGCUGUCAGACUGCAAGAUCACGAAGCAAGGAUGCGUUCACCUGGCCGAGAUGCUCAAAUUUAACCCCUUCCAUCUUCGAGAACUUGAUCUGAGCGGAAACGAUCUCUCGGACGAGGGGUUUGAGAUCCUCUCGGAGGGACUGGCCAGCCCACACUGCAUCUUAAAAGUCCUCAGGCUGGAACGCUGCAGGAUCACGGAGCGAGGAUGGCUUUCAUUUGCUGGGGCUCUAAAGUUAAACCCCUCCAAUCUUCAAGAGCUGGUCCUGAAAUUCAAUGUCCCGGAAGAAGAAGAAGAAAGGAGUGUCUUGUAGGAGGUCAAAAGGGAUCCCGCUUGGAGAUUGUCUAGUAGGAUCCAAACAAUCCUGCUUGUAAGAGUGUUCGUUCAGGUCCGAUUCAGACUCUUGUGUCUUUCUUCAGCUUUCACCGCUAGCAACAUUUGAUUCCUGGCGUCAGGACCGGCGAGUCGUUCAAAAUGUUGACUUUUCAUUACUUGAAGACGUCAAGUUGAAUCCGUUUGGUCUAAAAGCAGCUGUAC
Messenger RNA from Corythoichthys intestinalis (scribbled pipefish), 3812 nucleotides. RefSeq names its product NACHT, LRR and PYD domains-containing protein 14-like. The transcript has 12 exons. The coding region runs from base 1 to 3588 and encodes 1195 amino acids. Gene Ontology annotation, biological process: intracellular signal transduction. The record is from RefSeq and is a predicted model, not a curated record. Gene Ontology annotation, molecular function: protein binding. Lineage: Eukaryota; Metazoa; Chordata; Actinopteri; Syngnathiformes; Syngnathidae.